AUGGAUCUAAUUAAAGUUAUAUUUCUUGGUGCAAGUGGUGUAGGAAAAACAUGUAUUGUACAAUAUGCAGUAUCCAAUAUGUAUGAUGAUUUUAGUUCACCAACAAUUGGAGCAGCAAAUACAACAAUUUCAGUCAAAAACUCCAAAGGAAUAUCUGUGAAAUUUGCCUUAAUGGAUACUGCUGGGCAAGAAAAGUAUCGAUCUUUAGUACCAAUUUACUUCCGAAAUGCUCAAGUGGCAAUUUUGGUAUACGAUAUAUCUGAUCUACGAACACUAGAUGACUUGAAUGAAUUUCACGAAAUACUACGAAGUAACGCCCCACCAAAUAUCAUCACAAUUUUAGUUGGAGCAAAAUGCGAUCUCGAAGAUAAAAGAGAAGUUCCUUUUGAACAAGGUCAAAGAUAUGCAAAAGAUAUUAACGCACAAUUAUUUGUCGAAACAUCAGCAAAAAAUGGUAUUGGAAUCAAGGAAUUAAUGCGUACGAUUGCUGACGACGAAAGGCUCAUUCGCGAAGACGAAAAUGAUAUACUAAAUAGAUUCCAGAUUGGUAGUGAUAUUCCAAAGAGGAAAUGUUGCUGA
Molecule: messenger RNA, 579 nt
Organism: Trichomonas vaginalis G3
Lineage: Eukaryota; Parabasalia; Trichomonadida; Trichomonadidae
Product: GTPase protein
Exons: 1
Coding region: 1-579 (192 amino acids)
Molecular function (GO): GTPase activity; GTP binding
Source: RefSeq, a predicted model, not a curated record